CGCUGUAAAAGGCAAUUAGUUCUCAGAAAGAGCUCAGCAUGACGUGGAGCAAAAUCCACCUGCAACGCCCACUCCAACUAGCCGCUUGUCAUUGUUCUGGUCCUGUAGGAACGAUGACAUCGACAGCACCGACACCAAUUCAAGAUGGCUACAGGGAGUUAGCUGGCCAGCUAGCAGAUCCAUUGCCAAAGCAGAAUGUCACCAUCUGGUUGAUUGAUUGAUCUACCGUAUCUGAAUAGAGAGUCUUGUCAACGUCAACUCCGCUUCCGCAUUAUUUUUCUAGGUAGUCUGUCUGAAGUGAGCUGAGUGAAGCUCCUUGUCACCGCAUAAUAUAAAACAUAUCUUUGAAUUCUUUUAACAGAGUUCUGCAAGAGAACAAGAAAGAAACAAUGAAAGCCACGAAGUGUUAUUAUUCACACCACAAGGUCAUGACGGUUCUGGCGCUCCUGUUCCUGUGCCCUGCGGUUGCCACGGAAGCUUUCUCCUCUGCUCGGGUAUCCUCUAUUCCAAGAGGAGGAAGCCCCGGGGCUUCGGAAGAGUUGCGUGGAGGAGCACGACUGCGUGCAUUGACCACCCAACGGGAAAGACGAUGGCGGCCCCUCAAACAGAGCAGUGUUGCUACGACGGGGCCAAGACUCUUUCCCAGGGGAGAAAACAGUACCAUGACUGCUACUCUAGUGGAAGAAGAAGUUAUCGAUGCCGUUUUCCCGGAAGCACCAGAUGCCGCUGUGGAGAAGAAGAAGAAGCAUUUCCUCAAGCGCAUCGACGGCAUUGUUUUUGUCUCUUACCUGUGCAAUGUCAUGGCUCUGUCGUUGCCAGUCCUUCUGGUACCCAUUGCUGCCACUGAACAUGCCACCACCAUGUCACUGUCUGCAAAGGCUGCCACUGUCAUGGUGGCGUCUCAAGUUGCCAGUAUCAGUUCCGUGGCUUCUUUGGGAGGUGCCUUGGGGAAGUUUGUGAAUGGAUUCAUCUGCAAAGAACUGGGAUCGUACUUUUGCAGCUCUGCGUAUUUGGUCGGAUUGGGAGUCUGUUCAUUGGCCUUCUCAUUGUCCACCAAUGCCCAAACCAUGUCUUACGCCUUUGCAGGCAUGGAGUUCUUUGCAUCCAUUCAAUGGGCUUCUCUGGCCGUCAUGCUUUCCAACUAUUAUGCAAAGGAGCCCGUCAAGUUGUCUGCUGCCUUGACAGCCUUGGGUUUGUCUUCCACCAGUGGACAGCUCCUGGCAAAGUUUUUUGGAAUGACCCUCAGUAGUGCCUUCCACUGGCGCCUAGUGGCUCAGCUGGGUGCGCUUGUGGCCUUUGGAGGGGCUAUGUUGAUCUCUCAAGCACCAGGACGUGAGGCUGCAGCAGAGGUUCAAAAGCAAAAGCCGCCUUUUGAAUGGAAGAGUGUCGCCCAUUCCCUCAAGGCGGUCCUAGGCAGUCCUCUGUUUUUGAUGCUGGGUCUGGCGCAUUCCAUGUCCUUUGUCUGCCGUGGAACAGAUCGUAUUCUCGGCACAUUCUUUCAAGAAAUGUCAUCCUUGCCACCUGCAAUUUCAGGAGGAUUAACCAUUACUAUUACGUUUGGGUUGAUCCAAGGACUCAUCUCAGGUGCCAAGAAGUAUGCUAAAUGCGCUACCCUGCAAGACAAGCGCAACUUUCUGAAGAAGCGAUACGUUGCUUGUAUCUCGGCAACCUUGGGUUUGGUUGCCUUGUCACAAGUGGGAGCGGGACUUCUCCCCAAUCGAUGGGCCAUGACUGCUGCCUUGGCACUGGUGUCUGGAAUCAUGGCCUCGAACAUCUCCUUUCAGUACUUUCAGUUCCCAGCCAUGAUUGCACAACGAUACGGCGAUCACAAGCCAGUGGUCAUCAGCUUUUUGGACGGGUUUGGAUUCCUCCUCUCGGCGCCCAUCUUUGCAGCAAUCAGCAAAAUCGUUCCUAGCAUGGGAUGGUCGUCUGGAUGGGGCUUGCUGGCCACUCUGUUCGGAUCCGCUGCCGUUUUGAUGUUAACGUGCAUCAACCCCAUUUUGAACCUCAGCAAGACGCCCGCUGAAGAAGAAUUGGAGAAGCAGCAGGCAGUUCCACUGAUGGAAUAGCCUGUCUGCCAACUUUUCUUUUUGCUCACGCCUCACAAUUUUGUUACAGUAUCUAGACACUCGCAUACACAACCCACAAGCAACGAAAGCACCCCGACACAAACAUUCAUAUUCGGACACAGGCGAUGAAAUCACAUCUGCACAAACGCUCGUUCUCGGCGGUUCUCAGUCUCGAGCCCAAGGUGUUUCUGUACGGGCCAGAUGAAAGGGUAUCAUAGCUUUACUACUAAGAAUCAUAGAAUCAAUCAAUCAUCUGC
Seminavis robusta is the source of this 2326-nucleotide messenger RNA. The record is from the annotation of a GenBank genome assembly. Lineage: Eukaryota; Bacillariophyta; Bacillariophyceae; Naviculales; Naviculaceae.